AUGGGAAAUUGCACUUACAAAAAGAAAAAAAAUUCAAUAAGCUGUAUAAAUUCAGGCAAAUAUUCAUCUACAAUAAUAACUGCUGGACUCCCCACAAAUGAAAAAAUUAUUUCGGUAUUUGACCUGGCAGCCUGUGCACCGUCCAAUACUCAAGGACCAAAUAGAAAACUUCUCCUUGAUUUUUUUGCUAGUUCGCGUCAUCAAAUGCCAAAUAAGAUAAAGCUUCUUUUUGAAGCGAUUUUUGCCUGCGAAGAGCUGAAUGUGACUGAAAUUGAUCUUAGCUUCACUCCUCUUGAUGUAAAUAAUGUCUACCAGUUAAUCGCUAUUCUAGAAUAUUUUCGGUGCUUGGAAGAAAUCAAUUUGAAGGAUACUGGCUUAAGUUCAAAGGAUUUGUAUAGGCUGCAAAGUAAACUUGAAAAACUAAAGCCAUUGCAAAAAAUCACAUUGAGCUAUAAUAGUUUAGAAGCAGAAGGAGGCUGCCAAUUAGAAAGACUAUUUCAGCAUAUAGUCAAUGUAAAGUAUAUUGACCUGAGCAGAGACAAUCUGGGGGAUAUAGGCGCAAUAAAUUUGUGCCGUGGGAUCGUCCGCUUAAAAAAUCUUGAAGUAUUAAUUUUAGAUAAUAACGAGAUUGGGGAGCUUGGAAUUAUCGAAAUUUUGAACACAAUUAAAAAAUCGCAAACCCUUCGCCAUUUAGGCUUAAACAACAAUUAUAUCACGCCGAAAGCGGGAGCUAUGCUAUUAAAUAUAAUCAGCUCGUUAUCGAACUUAAAAGUUCUUGGGUUGAAAAAUACAGGAUUAUCAUUUAAGCAUUAUUUUAUGAUAACUGGCAAGUUUGAUUACUUGAAAGUAGAGUUUAGCAGUACAAAAGUGUAG
Molecule: messenger RNA, 873 nt
Organism: Blepharisma stoltei
Lineage: Eukaryota; Ciliophora; Heterotrichea; Heterotrichida; Blepharismidae
Source: the annotation of a GenBank genome assembly